This is a messenger RNA of Heteronotia binoei (common prickly gecko), 735 nucleotides long. RefSeq lists its product as uncharacterized. Gene Ontology annotation, molecular function: DNA binding. The transcript has 2 exons. Gene Ontology annotation, biological process: nucleosome assembly. NCBI's taxonomy places the organism in Eukaryota, Metazoa, Chordata, Lepidosauria, Squamata, Gekkonidae. Bases 118 to 735 code for a protein of 205 amino acids. The record is from RefSeq and is a predicted model, not a curated record. Gene Ontology annotation, cellular component: nucleosome.
ACCUAUAAAUAGCUUGAAGGAGCAACAACAGGAACCAGUCUCAGCAGAGGCUUCACAUGCCAAGUAAGGGAGAAGACAAAGACAGCAACCUCAAGAGAAGCAGCGCAAGUGGGUACCAUGCCUGCACGGAAGCAAGGUCUUCCUGAGAGGAAGGCAUGUUGUGGAAAGGAAAAAAAAGUGACUGAUGUCACAAAGGGGCGAACGAUGGUGACACGAUCUAUGCAAAGGGAGAAGGCAAAAGGGCAGAAUCUUUGCGACACAGUGAAGAGCCUUCCAAAUCUCUCUGGGAUCCUCAUCCAAGCUAUCAACUUGUGUAAGUCAGCCAAAGGCCUCAGCUUUACCGAGCUGAAAGAACUGCUGGGGGCCAAGGGCUACGACGUGAGCAGAUAUUGCCCCAGCAUCAAGAAGCAGCUGAAGUCCCUAGCAUCCAAAGGUGCCUUAAUGAGGAUGAGUCACAAGGCUGGCUCCACAUUUUUUGUGAUCAGGAAGCACCAAAGAAAGGAGGUUGCCACCCAAGCAUCUGAGAAAAUGACAGUGAGAUACCUCAGAAGCACAACUGCAAAUGCAGCAAAGAAAUCAGGAAGUGCCACCAGCAGGGCUGGUUCUAAAAGAUCAGGAGAUUCCAGUAAUGGUGUCAGAGUUUCUAAGAAAGGGCUGGGAGGUACCUACAGUCAUACUGCACCCAAUCUGAAGAUAUCUAAAUACUCCAGGAGUAAAAACUCCAUCCGUAUGUAA